This is a messenger RNA of Tachysurus vachellii, 909 nucleotides long. RefSeq names its product rhamnose-binding lectin-like. NCBI's taxonomy places the organism in Eukaryota, Metazoa, Chordata, Actinopteri, Siluriformes, Bagridae. The record is from RefSeq and is a predicted model, not a curated record. The coding region runs from base 38 to 886 and encodes 282 amino acids. Gene Ontology annotation, molecular function: carbohydrate binding. The transcript is spliced from 10 exons.
UAUUGCAACCCCCAGUUGGCUUGUUUCCGGAGAGAAUAUGAUUACCUGCUAUGGUAAUAUCCAGCACCUUGCUUGUGACACUGGACUGAUAAAGGUGAAGUCUACUAUAUAUGGACGUACAAACCGUGACACCUGUAGUAAUCGGCCCCCUUCUGAGGUUGCUAACACCAACUGUGCCUUGAGUAUUUCUACUAUUGCUGACAGGUGCAAUGGACUAAGAGAGUGUGAGGUAAAGACUGAUUUACUUGGCAACUCUGACCCAUGUUUUGGAACCUACAAGUACUACAACACCACUUAUGACUGCAUCACUGGCCAGAACACUGUGAUCUGUGAGCAAGGCUACAGCACGCUGGACUGUGGAGAUGGUUGUAUUCAGAUCAUAAAUGCAAACUAUGGCCGGGCUGAUUCACUAACCUGCGUAAAUGGACUUUUCAGCAGUUUGUUCCAGAACACCAACUGUUACGCUCCAAACACACUCUCCAAAGUGGCCUCAAUGUGUAAUGGAAAGAAGACAUGCACUGUUCAAUCUUCAUACACCAUUUUUACCGAUCCUUGCUCUUGGACUGCUAAAUACCUCACUGUGUCCUACAAGUGCAAUAGGACACUUGUGACCUGUGAAGGCAAUACUGCUAUACUGACAUGUGGUGCUCGCCGUAUAAAUAUUAUCAGCGCUAACUACGGUCGAACCGAUUCCACCACAUGUUCUUCUGGACGACCUGCCAGUCAACUCACUGUCACAAACUGCUACACACCUGAUGCACUAAAUAAAGUUGCAUCUAGAUGUGAGGGACAGAGCAGCUGUAACGUGCCUGCUACAAAUGAUGUCUUCUCUGACCCAUGUUUUCUCACUUAUAAGUACCUGACAGUUGUGUACUCCUGUUUCUAACUAAGUUUAUCUUUCUUACAUAU